Messenger RNA from Penaeus monodon (black tiger shrimp), 2494 nucleotides. Its product is annotated as major facilitator superfamily domain-containing protein 8-like. The record is from RefSeq and is a predicted model, not a curated record. Gene Ontology annotation, molecular function: transmembrane transporter activity. The transcript is spliced from 7 exons. Lineage: Eukaryota; Metazoa; Arthropoda; Malacostraca; Decapoda; Penaeidae. Gene Ontology annotation, cellular component: lysosomal membrane. Bases 519 to 2219 code for a protein of 566 amino acids. Gene Ontology annotation, biological process: transmembrane transport.
CCACCUGCGGAGCGAAAAGUAACCAAAGAACAUCAAUAAUGGUAUCUGGUCGUAUCGAGCCCCGAGGUCCUCCUGUCUCCCUAGUCCCACAACGUUUGCAUGAGGAUAACGUGGCGGUCGGGCCUGAGUUCCAGGUUUUUCUCAGAUUUAUGCAUUUGAACGGGAGGAAGAGUGUCGUCCGCCGAGAGAUGGUGGUGAUCAGAUUGGAAAGUCAUUGCAAUCCAUAUAUAUAUCGUACAGAAAGCUGCGUCGCUAUGAUAACGUUUUUCUUAUGAGGAAUUCCGUGUAAAGUAUUAUAGAGUGGAUAUAUAUAGUCAUGCUCGGUAUAGAAGGGCGACUUGUGUAUUUACGUCAGUGUGAGGGAAUCUGAGCGAAAAAAAAAAAGUGUGUGAUGAACUCAGGGACAUACAAACUCAAGUAAGAAAACGGAGAACACCAUCAACAGUGGUAAAUUACAAAGAACUGCCAUUCUCCCUCUUUUAGAAUAUUCUUGCAUCAUCAGAGCUUAAAACGUAAACAUGCCAGCACAGGUAGCAGCAGCCGAAGAAUUUGACGAAAAUCCGGAUGCCCUUUUCAGACCAUCGCGAGACUCGCCUGUUGUCAGUACCUCGGAAAAUAGAGAUGGCGAAAUUUCUCAGAUGUUACCUGAGGAAUCACCUGAAGUCCUUGAAACUGCAGCUGAAAGGAGAGCGAGACGUCAUUCACACUGGAUCAUCUAUAUUACUGCAUUUGUCAUGUCCAUCGGAUUUUCCAUUGUGUUAACUGGAGUAUGGCCAUACCUGCAGCGGUUAGAUGCAAGAGUGUCCAAAGAGUUUUUAGGUUGGGCCAUUGCUGCAAAUCCACUCGGGCAGAUGGUUGCGUCUCCGCUCUUGGGACUGUGGGGGAAUAAAGCAGGAUCCAACAGAGGAGCAUUUCUUACAACAAUUCUGCUCUUCAUCAUUGGGAACAUCCUCUAUGCCAUCCUUAGCUUGUUUGGUGCCGCAGCCAAAAGUGUCAUGAUUUUCUCACGAUUCCUUGUAGGGAUUAGUUCAGCUAAUAUUGCUAUCAUCAGAUCAUACAUAGCUUCAUCUACAACUUUAAAGGAAAGAACUACAGCUGUUGCACUAACUUCCGCUGCACAAGGACUCGGUUUUAUUAUUGGCCCAGCUAUUCAGGCAGCAUUAGCAGUGGCCUUCUCACAUGAGAGAACAAGUGAGAAUAAGACAUCAUUGGUGCCCGAGGCCCUGGCAGAGGAGAUGGAAGAUGCCGGCCUUGGAAUUGAGUGGAAUAUGUAUACAGCUACUGGUUGGGUCGCAACCUUCCUUGGGGCACUGAACUUCUUUCUUUUCAUGCCAUGCAUCUUCAAAGAAUACCCAAUAGCAGCCAAAGAAGCUCAGCUCACAAGACAUGCUGCCAAGGAAGAUAAAAAAUUACCAAAGCCUGAUUACCUUGCACUGGUUGGUGUACUGGUUUCUUUCUUCAUCAUCCUUUUCAUAUAUGUCUUGAUAGAAACAUUGCUUGUUCCUAUGUGCAUUGACCUGUAUGCCUGGACUGAUGAACAAGCUAUAACAGUUGUAGGAAUUGGUUUAAGUAUAGCUGGAGCUGUGUCAGUCAUAAUGUUUACCUUGACAAGUGUCUUAACCAAGAAAUUUGAUGAACGCAAAGUUUUUAUUUUUGUUGGAUUAGUUCCAUUAACAAUAGCCAUGUUGAUUCAUUUCCCAAUGGGAAAUACCUAUCCAAAAAUGCAGAAUUGUACUUCGCAUGAUAGUGCAAGUGAGUUAGGAAGCUUUACCACAGUAUUACCAAACAUGAACAUGAAUUUUACUGAACCCAAUAGUUCCUUAUCUCGACAAAGACGUCAUGUUGCAAGAGAUGACACUUGCACUGAUCUUGGCUGCCCUCAAAAGCAGGAAUGGUGCCUUUACACACCUAUUGUAGAAAUGCCUCAGAUGGUUGUGGCAGACACAGUUGCAGUUAUAGGGUAUCCAGUUGCAUUUACGCUCUCUAGUUCCUUCUUCUCAAAAAUUUUAGGGCCAAAGCCACAAGGUGUAUGGAUGGGUAUUCUAACAAGUACAGGAAGUUUGAGUCGUGUCACCGGUCCAAUUUUUGUGUCUUACAUGUACACUGCUUUAGGUACUAGGUGGACAUUUGGUAUCCUUUUUGUAGUAAUUUCUCUUACACUUAUUAUCAUAUCUUCAUUGUUCAAAAGACUUGUUCCUAUGAAGGUGGUUGCUACUUAAAUUGUUGGGAAGAUGUUCACUCUGCCAUCAACACUUACAUUGCAGAUUCACUGCUUUUUAAUUGGUUUGUUUUUGGUUGUUGUCAAGUAACUACAUUGUUUAUUUACUAAGUUGGUGAAGGUUAUUCUUUCAUUAUCAUGAUUCAGAUUUUAGCAUUAGGUGAUUCUUUUUUUCCUAGUGCUUGUGCUAAACUAUUCAACUUGGACAGAAAAGAAUUAAAAAUCAUAUUUUUCUUCUGCUUUUAGAGAUAUUAUACAUACUGUGAUGAGGAUAGG